UCGCCCCUUCACCAGCGCGUGCUCCUCCCCGCGCGGCCGCUCCCCUUCUCUCGCCCUGUGCCCGGUUGUCCCUUCCCUGCGCGCCAGGUGCCUAGUAGGGACCCUCAGGACAUGGCCUGCAGUGCCUGCAGCACCCUGGGUUAUCCGCAGCCCCUCCCCUCUGCCGACUGCAUGGCCUAAAAUCUCAAAUCAGCCGUUGAUUCAAAUGUUCAGCAAUACUGCAGAGGGGAAAUUCACAGAAUUGUAUAUGGAUGGAACAAGUGUAAACAAUGGAUGAUGACUUCACUAUUUCCCUCACACCCCCAUACCUCACUGAAAGCUUAGAGAUGGCUAUGGAAGUGGAAAAGGAGAACUCCAGACCCCCUUGUUUUUCCUGUGCUUUAGACAAUCGAGAUGGAGGGAGAAACUUUUCUGUAGAGUCUCAUCUAGCAAGUGGGUCUCUUAAGAGGCUUUUGCUGAGACUGGAUCCUUCUCCAACUGACUAUGAAGAAGAUACAGUGGAAAUAUUUGGCUUUCAUUGGGUUACUGAAAUUGCGUUAGUUGAGUCCUGUAGACUUCUCUUUGGUUUACUUAGGCAACACAUACACAAAUUGGAAAACCUAGUACAGAUGAGUUCAUCAGACUUUGGUCAGGCUGCAAACCUACACUCUGAAGCAGGCAACAUCAGACAUCAGUGUAUUGCAUUUCUGAAUUAUGUGAAGGUGUUCAUCUUCAGAUACCUGGAAUCACACAAAACAGAGAAUGAUGGGCUACUUCAUCCAUAUGAAGAACUGGAAGUCCAGUUCCCUUCAGUGCUGGUUGAGGAGCUUCAUGCCUUGACCUUACAUAUUGGACAUCUGUAUGAACUCCCAAGUAGUGUCCUGGGAGCAUUUACCAUUCAACAUCAGGCAAAGCUGUUUCCUCCAUCGUGGCAUUUACUGCAUCUCCACUUGGAUAUCCAUUGGCUAGUGCUGGAAAUUCUUCAUGUCCUAGGCGAGAAGAUGCUGCGACAAAUUGUGUAUGCUCACCAAUUCAUGAAUCUAACAGGAGAAAAUUUAACCAAUAUCAGUUUAUUUGAAGCCCACUGUGGAAACCUCUUCUGCGAUCUGAUAAGCUUGUCAAUCAGCAAAUAUAUGAAGGUUAGACCAUCAGAGGCUCUAACUAGUCACCACUACCCCUGUAGUUGCAUUAAGGAAUUAUGGGUUCUGCUUAUUCAUCUGCUGGACCACAGAAAUAAAGGGUCUCAGACAGAGUCUUUUUGGAGCUGGGUGAAUAAACUUCUGAAGAAAGUCUUUGAAAGACCCAGUACUGCAGAAGGGAUGUCUGUUUUUGAGCCAGUGCAGUGCAAAGAUCCAUUAAGUUUUAGCUGGUGGAUUAUUACUCAUCUGGCAUCACUUUACCAGUUUGACCGUAACGGAAAUGUAGAGGAAAAGAAACAAGUAGAAUCCAAUUGGAAUUUUGUGGAAGAACUGCUGAAAAGGUCCAUUGAUGCUCAAGCUGCUGUAUUAGAGGAACAGAUACGAAUGCAUCUUCAGUGCUGUUUGACUCUGUGUAGCUUCUGGGACUUGAAUCUACCUACUGUCACCAUACUCUGGGAGUAUUACAGCAAGAAUCUGAAUAGUUCCUUCACCAUUCCAUGGCUUGGUCUGAAGGGUCUGGCAAGUGUUAGUAAAACUCCUUUGUCUAUGCUCAAAUUGGUGAAAAGCUGCUGUUCUGACCAGCAGAGCCCUGACCUGUAUAAGUCCAGCAACAGUUACCUAAUUUUUCUCUGUAUUUUGGCACGAAUGAUGAAAGAAGCAAUGGAGAACAAUGUAACCCACCCUUGGAAACAAAUUAAAGGAAGAAUUUAUUCCAAGUUCCAUCAGAAAAGGAUGCGAGAGCUGACAGAGGUGGGGCUGCAGAACUUCUUUAAUCUUUUCCUUGUGUUAGCGGCUGUUGCAGAGACAGAGGACAUUGCAAGUCGGGUGUUGGAUCUCCUGGAUUUUCUCAGCCCAACCUCCACCAGCACUGCUCAGAGAGCUCUCAUUUGGAAAGGCUACUUUGCCUUCCUUUUGAUGUACAUUGAGAAGAACAUGGACAUCAGUGUUCUAGCUAAGAAACUUUCACAUGCUUUCUGUGAAAAGGCAAAGGAGUUUUUGGUAACCAAGAAUGACCACACACACAAACAAAAUCUAUGGAUACCACUCUCCACUUACAUUGAUGGUGUCCAAGAAGUGUUUGAGACCAGCUGCUACUUGAACCUUUCCCAGGAAAAGUUGUUGAAUGAUGGAUUUAGUAUGUUGCUCCCGGCUUGUCGAGGAACUGAACUCACCAUGGUCCUAAACUUCCUGCAGGUGGUUCUGUCCAGACUCAAGAGUGUGCACAAACGUGUGAUCCAGGGACCUCAGCUAGGGAACACGGGCCCAAACACACAACUUCCAUUAGUGGCUAAAGAGCACCACCUUGCUGUUGCCAGUGCUCUCUGGAGAAAUUUUUUUCCCUUCUUGAAGAGCCAAAGGAUAUCGCAGACCCUGCCUCCUCCACAGCUUGCAGAUACAGCUGCAGGUUUUACUCUGUUAGCUUUGGACAUGCCCUGUACAGCUCCAUCAGAUCUCCAGCCACAGCCUGUUUUAGCAAUGAUGCAGUCGUUUGGAUGGGAUGAUAUGGUGUGUCCCCAGCUGGUAUCACGAUAUCUCAGUCAUCUAAUACAAAACAGCGCAUUGUCUGAAACUUUUUCUGGUAUGGGACAUACAUCCUAUGAAGCCUUGUCAGUACGUUCUUGGUUUCGAUGCAUUUUACAAAUGUACAUUGAUCAGCCUACUGGUACGUUGACCAGGACAGAUGCUGAGCGAACAGUUGGGAAAGUUUAUGUGGAGCAGCUGACUGAAAUGACAAGGCUGGUUUUUAAACUCUCAGAAGUAGAAAACAUCUUCUCAAAGGCACACUUUGAUGACUCAAUCUUCAAGCAAGACCCUAAGAAUGCUCUUGUCCAAUUCAUUAAGGCUGUUGGUGUAACUUACAGUGGCCUUCAGACUGUAGCUGAGAAAUCUGCCAUGGUAACAAAGACUUUGGAAUAUCUAGGUGACGUGGUAAAAUAUGUAAAACCUUAUUUGCAAAAGAAAGGACCCGCUGAAGGCUUGCAGCUCACUUACUCCAUUAUAGGAGGCCUUGUAAAGUCCUGGGCACCAAUACUGGCAACUUCGAAAGCACAACAGCUGUUGUUCCGCAUCAUAGAUAGCUUGCUGCUGCCGCUUGCUGUGUUUCAGCAAGACAAAGAGCUGCCUGCCGUUAUGCUGUCUGCCAUUCGGGAAAAUCUUCCUCUGUAUCUUCAGUCACCAGUGAAGGGAGGAGGACCUAUUGGGAUGGACGUACUCUCACAGAAACCUAUUAUACAGGGCUUGUCCUUUAUAUGCUGUCAGUCCCAAACUCAAGGUGCCUAUUUGAACCAACUGCUAGGAAGCGUUAUUCAGCAGUAUUUUGGGCGCUUUCUCCCUCCUUCACCAUCUUCUCCAGGAAUUGGACAGCAUCCCAUGCUGCUGGCAUUGUGCAAUUCUAUUACCAUCCCACAGACCUUACAUCUGCGGAAGACCACUGCACAUGUCAUAAAGGAAAGUUACCUCCAGUUCAAAGGUAACUCCCCUCCUCCUCGCCUGGCCUCAGUUCUGGCUUUCAUCCUUCAAGUAUUUCAAAGAACCAAGAGCACUGAAGUAUGUGACAUUGUGUUGCUUCUCCCUGCUGUUUUGAAAUGCAUGGUAUUAGUUAAUGAAACACAAGUUAAAAAACUAUCUAGUGAGAUUCUGCAGUACAUGGUAGAAGACUGCCAAGCAGGGUCGGGAGGAGAACCUGCCACCCAACUGACUUCUGUGUUUAGGCAGUUUAUCCAGGACUAUACCACAGUAUAUGAUCAUCAGAUUUACAGCAUCCUGGAAGUAGUGGCAGUCUUGGAUCAGCACCUCGUUAUCAGUCUGAUUCCAACAAUCACACAGUCCCUGAAGGAUUCAGAGCACAAACAAGGGCUUGGCAGAAACAUUGCACAAAGAGAAGCCUACAAAAGACUGUUAUCUCACCUUACAGCAGCUGGUCAAAAUGAGAUACUAAAACUGGAAAAUGAGACAAGUUAACAAUGUAUUGGUGAUUAAUUCUUUCCCCCUGAAAUAUUUGCACACUGUUACUGCCUGUACUGUUAUUGUAAUGCACUAUCAAAGUUGUUUAUCUUUACAAAUAGAAUCUAUUUAAUGCUUUUUAAAAGUUAAGCUGUUUUUCCAAUAGCAUUGGUAGCAUUUGACUAUUGUCAGAAAUAUGAAGAGUAAUUCAAAUCUUUUGUCCUUCAGUUGAUGACUGAAAGAUACUGCAAAUUCAUUAAAUAUUAGAAAUAUCCAUCUAAUAUUCACAAGACAAUGUGUGGGAUUUUCAGUAGAGCUGAAGUGAUUUAGCACAAGUCCCACUGAUGUUCAGUGUGUUUUGAACAAAAUUUUAAUUUCUAAAUUUCUAAUGGGAAAGUGUUUUGUAGCUCAGAAAUAAGUGUGCUGUGUAGAACUCUGGGGGUCAGGCAGCAGGCUUUUAUGUGGAGCACACAAAGGCACUUCCUGUAAGUAUACUGAGCUUAAUGAAUGCAAUCUGUUCACCGAAAGCUGGAUCAGGGUUAGGCUAUCUUACGUUAAUAGAAAGGUGUGUGUAUGUGUUGAACAGAAUAGAGACAGGCAUCCUAACCUUGCUCUUGUAUUGAAACCUUUCGGGUCUCUCAGAUUCCUCAUCUCUGUUGCUUCUUCCCUCCAUGCAGGACAAAUCUCAGGUUCCUGAAUAUCAAGAAGAUCUCCCAUUCUGACUGAAGUGUUAAUUUCCUAGUCUUCCUCUUAUCCUGGAUUUAAAAUGAACUAAAUUACAAAUCUAGUAAAAUCCACAAAAUUUGGUGUGAAUUUCAUUAGCUAGUUUAACUGAGACGAAGAAUAAAGGGAGAGAGUGAGAAGGCUGACGCACUUAAAGAUUUUGAAAUCAGUUCUUCUAGUUAGUUCAGACCGUGUUUAACGUUGGGUUAGCCUGGCUAGAUGGAUUUCUCAAACCUCUCACUGUGUCCUUGAUAAUCUCUUGAUCCUUUCUCUAGUCCAUCAUAAAGGUUCCUAAACUUUAAUUCUAUUCAGAGAAAAGUUAUUUAAGAUUCUGUAGAAUUCACAUCUUUCACUUGACUCAUUAACAUGGGUUCCUAAGAUUUAUUCCUGUGGCAUGGAAGUAGUAUGUGUGUGCACUUUCUGGCAACACCAUUGAAUUGGUUAUCUACUUUUAAAGUUACUCGGCCUUAACUUUACAGAGUUAAUGGGGGAGGAGGAGAGACUAUUUUUGUGUCUAACAACUACAGCUUCAGAAAUGUCCCUAAAAUCUUGUUCGGAGCAGCAUCUGUUUUGUUACAGUGCUCCUAUCAAGUAGAAACAGAUAAUCUUUUCCUUAAAUCAGCUAUUGUUGCGUCAGAUAAAGUAGUAACUAAAAGCCUCUUUAGGCUACUUAAUAGUGCAGAACAUGGAGGUUCUUUUCAUUAUGAAAGUGACUUAUUGAACUUGUGUUGUAAGCUUCUGCACCUGGAAGGAGUCUUAUUCAUCUCAAGAGGCUUGUGCUUCUAAAAAGUUUUUUUUUUUAGCUUUUAAGAAAACUCUCCAAAUGAGAUUAAUAGAGAUGCCUUUGAAAUCUGAGUUUUAUCACACAGAAGGUAGCAGAACAGAUGUCUGACUGUAGUAUUACUUCCUGAAAGUAAGCCCUUUGACUUUUAAAGAAUAGGUAUUGUAACAAAUUAUUUAAUGAUGUGUUCAGUGAGGUUUUUAAAGGUAGAGUUGAUACUGUCUGUAAAGUUUCUAAAAAAGUAACAAUGCUUUAUGAAAAUGUGACAUAGCUCUUGGUGCAUGAGACACUAAUUUAAACAGUUUGGAAAUUAUUGUUCUUCUCUGUCAAAAAGUUAAUGCAAACAGAAAUAAAGCAUUUUGCAUGAUAUCACUCAA
This is a messenger RNA of Chelonia mydas (Green sea turtle), 5942 nucleotides long. RefSeq names its product MMS22 like, DNA repair protein (gene MMS22L). The transcript has 26 exons. Lineage: Eukaryota; Metazoa; Chordata; Testudines; Cheloniidae. Gene Ontology annotation, biological process: double-strand break repair via homologous recombination; replication fork processing. The coding region runs from base 270 to 4079 and encodes 1269 amino acids. Gene Ontology annotation, cellular component: nuclear replication fork. The record is from RefSeq and is a predicted model, not a curated record.